Molecule: messenger RNA, 407 nt
Organism: Candidula unifasciata
Lineage: Eukaryota; Metazoa; Mollusca; Gastropoda; Stylommatophora; Geomitridae
Source: the annotation of a GenBank genome assembly
CUGCUUCACAGAAAUCUGCAUUUCAACAAUAAUGAUGUCAGAAAUGAAAGAGGACAGCCUGGGUAUGAUCCCUUGUUCAAACUCAGGCCCCUACUAGACAUCAUAUUGCCUACAUACAGGGAAAACUACACACCUGGAUGCAGAAUAUAUUUCAAGCAGUACCUGCCAGCGAAGCCUACCAAGUGGGGAUUUAAACUAGAGAUUUAUACUGGUAAGGCAAAUAAUGAAGGUUGUGUCGGGACGACUUCCACACUGGUAAAACGCCUUCUUGAUGGAUACGAAUUUAAAGGUCAUAUUCUGUACUGUGACAGUUUUUAUUCAAGCCCAGCUUUAUUUCAAGAGCUAAAAGAAAUGCAGAUUGGUGCAUGUGGCACAGUGUCUGAAAGAAGGAAGCAUUUUCCUGAGAU